CGAGCAGUACCAGAAAGCCCGGACCCAGUUCGUGCAGAUGGUUGCGGAGCUGGCGACCAGACCCCAAAACAUCGAGACGCUGCAGAACGCGGGUGUAAUGUCUUUGCUGAGGCCUCUUCUUCUGGAUGUGGUCCCAACAAUUCAACAGACUGCUGCUUUGGCUCUUGGGAGACUGGCCAAUUAUAAUGAUGACCUCGCAGAAGCAGUUGUCAAGGGGGACAUUCUUCCACAGCUCGUUUAUUCGUUGGCAGAACAGAAUCGUUUUUACAAGAAAGCAGCGGCCUUUGUGUUACGAGCAGUUGGUAAACACUCUCCUCAGCUGGCUCAGGCAGUGGUUGACUGUGGAGCACUGGAUACACUGGUGAUAUGCUUGGAAGAUUUUGACCCCGGAGUCAAGGAAGCUGCAGCCUGGGCACUUGGAUAUAUUGCAAGACAUAAUGCAGAACUGUCACAAGCUGUGGUGGAUGCGGGAGCUGUUCCUCUUUUAGUACUCUGUAUCCAGGAGCCAGAAAUUGCUUUGAAAAGGAUUGCUGCCUCAGCCCUCAGUGAUAUUUCAAAGCAUUCUCCAGAGUUAGCACAGACAGUAGUGGAUGCAGGAGCCGUUGCUCACUUAGCCCAGAUGAUCCUCAACCCUGAUCCUAAACUGAAGCGUCAGAUCCUUUCAGCUCUCAGUCAGAUUGCAAAACACUCUGUGGAUCUGGCAGAAAUGGUCGUUGAAGCAGAGAUUUUUCCAGUGGUACUUACCUGUCUGAAGGACAAAGAUGAAUACGUGAAGAAAAAUGCUUCUACUUUAAUUAGAGAGAUUGCAAAACAUACGCCUGAGCUUUCACAGCUGAUAGUGAAUGCAGGAGGCGUUGCUGCUGUGAUUGAUUGUAUUGGGUCCUGCAAAGGGAAUAUCAGGCUGCCUGGCAUCAUGAUGCUUGGAUACGUAGCAACUCAUUCAGAGAACCUAGCGAUGGCGGUGAUCAUUUCCAAGGGUGUACCCCAAUUGUCAAUCUGCUUGUCAGAAGAACCAGAAGAUCAUAUUAAGGCUGCUGCUGCUUGGGCCUUAGGACAGAUUGGGAGACACACUCCUGAACAUGCACGGGCUGUCGCAGUGACAAAUAUUUUGCCAGUUCUGCUUUCUUUGUACUUGUCAACAGAAAGUUCUGAGGAUCUUCAAGUAAAAAGUAAAAAAGCCAUAAAGAACAUUCUACAAAAAUGUACCUACCUACCAGCCCUUGAACCAUUUCUGUAUGAAGCUCCUCCUAAUAUUCUGAAGCAUGUGGUCGGACAGUUCAGUAAGGUGCUUCCACAUGAUAGCAAAGCUCGACGACUUUUUGUAACAAGUGGGGGACUUAAAAAGGUUCAAGAGAUAAAAGCAGAACCUGGUUCUCUCCUUCAAGAAUACAUCAACAAUAUUAACAAUUGUUAUCCAGAGGAAAUAGUAAGGUAUUAUUCCCCUGGAUUUUCAGAUACACUUCUGCAGAGGGUGGACAGCUAUCAACCACUUACUAACUAAGUAAAAUUAUAUUUUUAUACUCGAAUUCACAGCAGAGAUUUUAGGAGCAACAGUUGUUAAUGCUCUUUCUAAGUAUUUGAAUUAAGUACAUUCUAGAUUUAUUCAAUGUGAAAUACCUUUAGAUAGUAUUUUCUAAAUUAAUAUAAUACUUUAAAAACUAGUAGCAUGAAUAUGAGGAACUGUUUAUGGUCAUUUGCAUGCAUAUGAUUUGCUCUAAAGAUAGAUUUUAAAAAACAUUAAAGGGUUUUUAGGCAUUGGUUAUUGUUGUUAAAAACCACACACACUCUUACCACUCCCCCACAUACACACCCAUCCAACUAGAUAUAGAUGAGAGAUGGUGUUCAAAAAUUUGUAGUUAUUUUGGCCGAUUCCUCAUAGGCAUAGGCAAGGAAAACUGGCUUUGCAAAUUACACAGUGGGAUAUAGAAAGGAAAUUGUUGGAAGAGGAAACUGAUGCCAGGAAUACAGGACACUUGAAAGACUCUGAUGCUGGUUACCUAAAUGCAUUACCUUAACACACAGAAUCUAUGAAUAAAUUGUCAGGUUUUCCUAAGAAUUUAGGAAGGCUCUCUUUAUUACAAGUUUUCAGAGCUCUCUUCUCUUCACCCUUCCUGAAGUUUUCCUUACCUUUCAUGGGGCUGGAGAGUGUAGAAGUCAGUAUUAAGUGUUAUACUCCUGCAGACAUGCUUUCCAUUCUCAUUGAGGUUUCUUAGUCUAGCUCUGCUCAUGAAUGAACAAGAAAGCAGGCAUGUAAAAUCGGUCCUCGGUAUUCCCUUGUCUAGCUUCACUUUCCUAAGUUUCAGUAGUCACAUUUUCAGGAACUUAAGGAAUAAUUUGAGAAUACCAUCAGGCUCUGACUUUACAUGCAUUUUCACUUAGGAAGCUGUAAAGGAAUCAAAGGAGGUUUCAAUAAAAUUUUAAAUAAAAACAGCA
Galeopterus variegatus (Sunda flying lemur) is the source of this 2433-nucleotide messenger RNA. It is a transcript of the gene SPAG6, whose product is annotated as sperm associated antigen 6. Lineage: Eukaryota; Metazoa; Chordata; Mammalia; Dermoptera; Cynocephalidae. Gene Ontology annotation, molecular function: microtubule binding. The transcript has 10 exons. The record is from RefSeq and is a predicted model, not a curated record. Gene Ontology annotation, biological process: epithelial cilium movement involved in extracellular fluid movement; sperm axoneme assembly; filopodium assembly. Gene Ontology annotation, cellular component: axoneme; acrosomal vesicle; sperm principal piece. The coding region runs from base 38 to 1501 and encodes 487 amino acids.